This is a messenger RNA of Enhydra lutris kenyoni (northern sea otter), 1712 nucleotides long. RefSeq lists its product as uncharacterized. NCBI's taxonomy places the organism in Eukaryota, Metazoa, Chordata, Mammalia, Carnivora, Mustelidae. The transcript has a single exon. The coding region runs from base 1347 to 1631 and encodes 94 amino acids. The record is from RefSeq and is a predicted model, not a curated record.
UUAAAAACUGGAGUAAGACCACACACCAACUGAUGAAAGGUACCCAAAUACCAAAAAAAAUCUACAUAGCCUUACAAAUGCCAGUAUCACUCCAACUACAUUUAAGUCCAAGAAAAUUCCACAAUCAAAAGUCCCUUAACUUUGGACUACAACUAAAGUGUCUGGGGACAAAUUAUUUUAGAAGUUGCUACUGACAAACUACUCUUUAAGUAAGAAAACAAGCUGCUGUAAAAGUAGUGUUCUAUCCAUACCAUUUUUCAUGUCUUUCCUCAUCAGUCUACACUUCAAACAUUUAAUGUUAAACCACAAAACUGAAGUAUGUAACUUAAAGAUUCUGAGCAGCCAAUUUUUAAAAAAUCCAUCACUUUCAAGCAUAUCAAGGUUAAAACAGGUAUUCCUCAAUUCAAGGCUAAACCAGCACUCUUCCCCCACCCCCCAAAAAUUACAAAAAGACACCGACCAGUAUCUUGAUAGCUUUCUGUAACCAACUUGUUUUAAGGUAUAUACUGUAAAGUUACCUAUUUGCACUUGUAUCACACGGCAAAAAUUUCAAAAAUAUACGGUCACAAAAAGGGCAAGCUGCACUUAUAUUAAAUAUAGUAUAUGCUUUUUGACAAUAAUGGAGCACAAGAGAAACAGAUUUUUAAAAAUUAAGAUAUGGCCUGAAUUGUUUUGUAACUGAAUUAGCUCCUCAGUAAAUUAAGUGCCAUUUAAUGCAUGCAUUAAGUAUAGUUCAUCCAAAGUCCUUAAAUAAAGGGGCUCACAUUUACAUUCUAAUGUCUUCGUGUGUCUUCCAAAGUAGAGAUGUUAAGGCAUUUAAUAUGAAAACACUGUCACAUGCUAGAAAAAAAUGUUAAAUGAUUAAUAGCCUAAAGCAUCAGUUCACUUGGUCUCAUCUUUUCAAAUCUUGGUUAGUUGUAAUUAAUCGAUAGAACACAGAGAUGACAGAAUACAAUUAUAACCCACAUAAAAUUAUCUCUAACAUGAAAAAUUCAACUGUGGUUGCAGUCCUCUCAAACAAAAAUCCAAGAAACUACAACCAGAGCCGACCCACACGACGCGAAGAUACGUGUAAUUCUAAACAGUUUAGCAAGAAUGGCAAAUCAGAAGUAUUUUAAGGCAGCAAACUGGGUACUGAGAAGAAAAAAACAGGAUAAUUAAAAUUCUCGUCGCCUUAGAGAUCUACAAGGACUAGAAACGCGCCGGCAUUAACUUCAGCGAAAGCAGUAGGCCGCAAGAUCCGAAGCCAUUUGUGGCAUUUUCUGCCGGGCCGCCUCCUCCCGCUUCCUUCCAAUCCCGCGCUCUCUUUCCGGGCGGCGGAGCGAGGCGGCGGCCAUUGCGGCCCAAUGCGCCAUUUCGUAACGCGGCAGCGGAUCAAUGUCAAUGUAGCCGCCGCCCGCCUGCUCGCUCGCCCGGAUGUGACUGCUCGUCCCCUCCCCUCCCCCACCGCCUCCUCCCAACCGCUCCCGCCGGGGCCCGCCAUGCCGCCCUCGGCCUCGAAUCCGAGGCCGCGCGGCUGGCGGGCCGAGUCCCCUCCGCAGGUCUCCCCAACCACGCAGAGCCUCCGAAGGGCCACUUGUGCAGCCGAAGGAGAAGGCGAGGAAGGCGAGGGGCCCCAAGGCGGCCUCUGAGGCCCGCUCCCCUCCCCCCCCCACCGCCCGUCUCAACGCAGAGCGCGGGACGGCCGAUCCGGUCCACCCGGCCUCCCCACU